CAGUUUCUGCGCAGAGGACAGCCUGGCCCCUUUUAUUUACCAGGGCCCAAACAGACAAGACAGCCCUUUGAGAAUCUGUCUUGUCAUCCCUGCUCCCAGUCAAAGGAUCUGAAGGCUGCCACCUCUCCACUCCUCCAGCAGGAUCAGAAAGAGUGUGACCUGACCUCCCUAUCACCAACAACAGCAAUUUAAAAACAAACAAACAAACAAAAAACAACUACCAAACCGAAAAAUAGGGGUAAAGAAGUCCAACAAAGUUCUGAUCCUCCCCACCGUGACCACCUUGAUGCCGCCUUCAAAAUACUCUUUUCCCCCUCAUUUAGCUUUCGCUGGCCCUGAAUUGCUAAGCGCAUGUGGAGACCUCAUCCUGCUAAACCACUCACAUGUUCACCUCUCCUGGAAUGCUCUGGUCUGUCUGCAUCUAUUUUCCCCGGAGAACUCAUUCAUUCUUCAGCACUCGGCUGAAGUCACCUCCUCCAGGAAGCCUUCCCUGAAGAGCCCCUCCCACUCGGGUGUGGGAGCACCUCCAGCCGGCUUCUCCAGGCGCAGCACUCACCACGAUGUUCUGCUGUUAUUUAAAAGCCACUGGCAGAAGAUCCGCACCAUGGUGAAUCUCCCGGUGAUGAGCCCCUUCAAGAAGCGAUACUCCUGGGUGCAGCUGGCGGGGCACACGGGGAGUUUCAAGGCGGCGGGCACCAGCGGGCUGAUCCUGAAACGAAGCUCCGAGCCGGAGCGCUACUGCCUGGCGCGGCUCAUGGCGGACGCCCUGCGCGGCUGCGUGCCGGCCUUCCACGGCGUGGUGGAGCGCGACGGCGAGAGCUACCUGCAGCUGCAGGACCUGCUGCACGGCUUUGACGGGCCCUGCGUCCUGGACUGCAAGAUGGGCGUCAGGACUUACCUGGAAGAGGAGCUGACGAAAGCCCGGGAGCGACCCAAGCUGCGGAAGGACAUGUACAAGAAGAUGCUGGCGGUGGACCCCGAGGCGCCCACCGAGGAGGAGCACGCGCAGCGCGCCGUCACCAAGCCCCGCUACAUGCAGUGGCGGGAGGGCAUCAGCUCCAGCACCACCCUUGGUUUCCGCAUCGAGGGCAUCAAGAAAGCCGACGGCUCCUGCAGCACCGACUUCAAGACCACGCGCAGCCGGGAGCAGGUGAUUCACGUCUUCCAGGAGUUUGUGGAAGGGGAUGCCGAAGUGUUGAGGAGAUACCUGAACCGCCUGCAGCAGAUCCGAGACACCCUGGAGGUCUCUGAGUUCUUCAGGAGGCACGAGGUGAUCGGCAGCUCCCUCCUCUUCGUGCACGACCACAGUCAUCGCGCUGGAGUGUGGCUCAUCGACUUCGGCAAGACUACGCCCCUCCCCGACGGCCAGACCCUGGACCACCGGCGGCCUUGGGAGGAGGGCAACCGCGAGGACGGCUAUUUGCUGGGGCUGGACAAUCUCAUUGGCAUCCUGGCCAGUCUGGCCCAGAGAUGAGGCUGGGCCCCUGUCCCCGCAGACGGGAGGGUCUGACAGAUGGACGGCGACUGCGUCCCGUCCCUGUCGUGCAUGUGGGCUAAGAACUGAAACCCCGCGGUGCGGGGCGGCUCACAUGGUCCAGCAGGACCAGGUGCCAACCUCUUGGGGCGCACUGCUGCAUGUGCAGCGGGAGCGGUGCCCACGCUAGCCCCAGCAUUUCCAGAGCCUAUGACACUAAUAUACAGGGGCAGGGUGGGACAAUAGGCUUCGUCCUCAGCUCAGCUCUUCUGAGGGGGCUGCUUACCUUUCCAGAGAGGAUGGAAAAUGAAUUUUAUUUCGCAAGCACUAGAGCUAUUGGUCUAAACUCACACUACGAUGGACUCCCCUUCCCAAUAAAAGGAAAAGACACCAGCUUCGGCGACUCCAGCCUCAUCCCCUCCCUCCGCUGAUGCUCCUUCUCAGUUCUCUGGCAUCCCUCGCAUCCACUUAGGUUACUGGAGGGUAGAAGA
Molecule: messenger RNA, 1965 nt
Organism: Talpa occidentalis (Iberian mole)
Lineage: Eukaryota; Metazoa; Chordata; Mammalia; Eulipotyphla; Talpidae
Gene: ITPKA
Product: inositol-trisphosphate 3-kinase A
Exons: 7
Coding region: 287-1474 (395 amino acids)
Biological process (GO): inositol phosphate biosynthetic process
Cellular component (GO): cytoplasm; nucleus
Molecular function (GO): inositol-1,4,5-trisphosphate 3-kinase activity; inositol tetrakisphosphate kinase activity
Source: RefSeq, a predicted model, not a curated record